Molecule: messenger RNA, 4956 nt
Organism: Trichosporon asahii var. asahii CBS 2479
Lineage: Eukaryota; Fungi; Basidiomycota; Tremellomycetes; Trichosporonales; Trichosporonaceae
Exons: 4
Coding region: 1-4956 (1651 amino acids)
Biological process (GO): protein targeting to vacuole; endosomal vesicle fusion
Cellular component (GO): late endosome; HOPS complex
Molecular function (GO): protein binding
Source: RefSeq, a predicted model, not a curated record
AUGUCCAUACCCCCCUCGACCCCUCCCUCUCGUCCGACAUCAGGCGAUAGCCUCCGCGUUAGAUCCGACACUUCGCCAGCCUCUGCGCUGCACGGUCUCAUGUCCGACGACGACCUGAGCGGCAAGGAGCUCAAGCUCCCUCCAGCGCGGACCGCCCCCGCUACCCAACCAGGCGUCAAUGCCGCCCCGCAACUAUGGUCACCUUUUAUUCGGCACGAAUCCACCAGCGGUGCAUCGGGAGCACAUCGUCUCCCUCCACUCUGGCGAGAGCUCAGCGAUCAGCCGUUCGAUGAAGACGACCCGGAAUCCGGCCCCAGCGAUUACUGGAGAAGACCUAGUCCCGACCUGAUAUCUCCAACACAAAUCCCAACUGAAAGUCCUUGGUUGCGAACGGGAGCGUCGCACAGCGAUCAGACUCAAGCGACACCCGAGGAGACGCACGACGCGGACGCUGCUGAAUACUCGAAGCGUCUCGAGCAGGUGCUAGCUCAACACGACACACCACCGCAAACGCCGACAAGGCCAAGAAGAGAUUCGGUUAUGCACGGAACGACCGACUCCGAGACUGGGUGGAGCGAGUACCAAGCCCAUGGUCAUGGGUAUGAUUCGGCCGUGCGCUCUGUCCUGCGCGACAGCGAUGAAAGUACGAAAGGCGAAGAAGAGUUUGGGCGGCAUGCUUCGAAGUCUCGUUUGAUCGUGCGCCUGUACGAGCGAGCCCAGCAUCGCGAUCAUACAUUCCACAACCGUGCUGGAUCUGGAGCAACGAACAUGUCAGGAUCGCCCCAGCUGCCGCGCAUCGCAUCGCAUUUCUCGCAGUUGUCGCUGUCACGAUCAAACAGCUUCUCGACCGCUUCGUUGGCAGGACCCGGACCCUCCAAAGCUCUCGCACCGCACCGAGAGGAGAGCGAGCUGUCCGAGGAAUCUCUGCAGGGACCGGCUUUCACGUUCCACCCGUUGCGAAACCUCUCUACGCAUCUCUUCAACCGCAACAAAGAUGGAACGUCCACCCCGAAUGCGUCGAUCACACCUCCGGCUCCCUCUAGAAGAGGAAGCAGUUUGCUCGGGUUAUCACGCAGCAGCACACAAUCCCAAGAUGCCACCGACAGUGGCUUCGGCCGUCCUACGGUGCUGGACAUAAACGGCAUGGUCGCUGCCGGCACCGAUCAAGGCUGGGUAGUAGUGUACAAUUUCUCUCAGGAGGUUCGGUGUGUGCUCGGCAACGAUCUCAUCGGACCCGUCACAGCCGUUACCAUCUGUCCUGAUCAGACGUUUAUUGGCGUUGGUCACGCUAAUGGCAAUAUCUAUCUCUACGACCUGGCUCAUCCGACGAAGCCGGCCCGUACGCAACUUGCCCUCACCCUGAAGCAGGUCAUGUCAGGCAGGAAAGAAGGACACCUGCAGGGCAGCCGCAUUCUGCACAUCGGCUUCGUCGGCAAGCGCCACACGUCCAUCGUGACCGGCGAUGAGGAUGGUCGUGCUUUCUGGUUCAGUCUUGGACGAGUUAUGGGAGUGGACAGCAACGAUGCGGUCCGAAUGCUCGGAUCAUAUCCCGAGAUGGACGCUGAGCCGCCGAUGUCUCCCGGAGCCGACGCCCCCUCCGCCCCUAGCUCGAUCCGUUCACAGAACAAGAGACACACGACACUGUUCGCCACGCUGCCCUUGGCUCUGGGAACUGGUUCUCAUCCUACCGACGAGUUCCAUCUCUCAGCGCUUCUGACGCCGGUGAAGCUCGUCAUCGUUGGCAUGAAGCCGUCAGCCAAGACCUGGCAUCGAAAGAUGCGCGGAAUCACUGGCGGACCGUUCGGUGGCUUUACUGGCUGUGCGACAUGGCUGAGAGCAGGCGAGGUCACUCCAGGGGACGCUACGCACCAGCCCUCUGAUCCAGUGCUCGCCUUUUCGUGGGGCAAGUCCUUGCGCUUCCUACGCGUACGCGUCGCUGUGACAAAGGAGCCGGACUCGAAGAAACCCGAGUCGAAGAUGCGCGAAAUCCGGACGCCAGAGUUCGUGGAGGGUCGCAGGUGGGAAGCGCCGCACCCGAUUCUCUCGCUCCAUUGGUUUGAUCCGGAUCACAUGCUCAUUAUCACCCACCACGACUUGCUUCUCCUCAACGUGAGGAUGAUGUCACUGGUCGAGCGAACGCCCCUCCAGACUAAGCUUCUUACUUCGCAAGAUUUCUUCGCUGGGCUCAGCCUUCGCCGGUCCAACAUUGAGGCGGUGCCAGCGAGCAUUGCCAGCUCAGCGAGAACAUAUCGGUCGAAGCUGUUCCUGCUUACGAAGGCCAAUGUACAGGUCGGAACUCUACAGUACUGGAAUGACCGUGUGCUCGCCAACGUGCACCGCGGUGACUUCCUUGCAGCCAUCAACCUCGCUUUGGCCUAUUAUGAGGGCCGAGCGCCGGGCAACACGAUCGGCCUGCCAGAGUACCCUACGGAGCGCCAUGAGGUUGUUGGUGCUCGUAUCCGCGAGCUGAUGCGGGCGUCACUGGAGUGGGCCUUCAGCGAGGACAGAAUGAAAGACGACACGCACUUCAGCGCGGACGGCCGUGGUGUUGAUCUGACGUCGUUGUUCGAAGGUCUUGCCACGGCCUGCAUCGACGCUUGCAUUGCUAUGGACGACACCGAAUUCCUGUUUGAGUCUGCCUUCGAACAUUACUCUAACGCCGGCAUCCAGGGCAUCUUCCUCAGCAAGCUCGAAACGUACAUCUUCGACGGGCGCAUCCCCGAGGUUCCUCCAGAGGUGAUCAAGGCCCUGAUUACGAUGCACGAGGACCGCGACGAGUUUGCCGAAGCCGAAGCCGUUAUCUGGCACAUCGAACCGCAGUGUCUGGAUAUCAACCAGGCGGUUACCCUGUGUGAGAAGCGCGGAUUAUGGGACGCCCUCAUCUACGUCUAUACCCGUGCCAUGGGCGACUACGUUGCGCCCAUCGUCAAGCUUAUCCGUGUGCUGUGCGACGUACAGCGCUACCGACGUGACCGUCCGAGCCUGGUCGGUGACGAUGCGGCCGAUAAUAACGACGAGGAGCGUUUCGCGCCCGAUGCGUACAAGCUCUAUGGCUACGUCACGCAUGUCCUUAGUGGGCUGUGGUACCCGUCCGGCGAGACGAUGCGCGAGCCGGAGGCGACGCGUGCCAAGUCUGAGGCGUACACCAUGAUCUUCUCGGACCACAUUGUCGACUGGCCCGCUGGGUCCGGAGACAUGGUGCUGACCGACGCCGACGAGCCGACCUACCCCUACCUUCGCUUACUGCUUCGAUUCGACACUGAAGCGUUCCUGCACGCAAUGGACAUUGCCUUCGAGGACUCGUAUUUGAACGACCCUUCGCAUGCCAUCAACCGCCAGAGCAUCAUCAACCUGAUGCUCGACGUCAUGGAGAGCUUCCACAGCUCGGACGUUACUCUUCUGCACAUCUUCGUGGCGCGCAAUCUGCCCAAGUAUCCCCAGUUCAUCUUCAUCCCUCCCGACACCAGCCACCGCAUCCUUGUCUCACUGGCAGCCGACCCGGAUCAGAGCAGCCGCGAGGACCGACAGCUCGCCGCGGAGUACCUGCUCUCUGCCUACACGCCGCACGACGGCGACGAGAUGCUUGCGCGCUUCGAGGAGGCGGGCUUUUUCCGUAUCCUCCGCGCUGCCUACAAGCGCGACAAGAAAUGGGGCGCUCUCAUCGAAACCCUGCUCAAGGACCCGGAGACUGAUGACUCCGUCUUCGACUCGCUCGAGGAGAUUGUGUCCGAGGCCCGGACGCCUAACGGCGCGUCCGAGGUUGCGCACGCCGUCGAGGCGGCUCUUCCCGCGCUGUUUGACCUUAGCGUACGUCAGACAGCGUACUUCCUCGACCGCUGCCUCCCGGAGCUACACGACGCAGCGAUUGCAGAGCUCGAGGAGGCUCAGCACAAGCAGGCCGCUUACCUGCGAUGUCUGCUCGACCCCACCGCCGACGAGGACAGCGAUAGCGCUAUUGUCGAUGACACGGCGCGCGCCCCGACUGAGACGACGGUCUCGACCCACCUCGGCCUCCUUGCGCGACACAAGUACAUCACACUCUUGGCGCAGCAUGACGAGAGCGCUGUGGUGCCAUUCCUCGAUGCGCGCGGCAAGGACUUUUUUGACCUCACCGACCUCGCCGAGCAGGCGGAGGAGGCUGGCCUACCGGAGGCGCAGCUGUGGGCUCUCGACCGCGCUGGGCGCAAAAAGGAGGUCUUCGACACGAUCUCGUCCGUCCUCACCCGCCACGGCAGUGACCUGGCCAUGGGCCUGUCAGGUCUCGAUGAAGGCGAGGUGCACGUUGCGCUAGGGCAGCUGCGCGGGGUGACCGCAAUGGCGAUCCGUCUGUGCACGGAGCACUCCUCGGACGGCGGCGUCGAGGACAUGUGGUUCGGUGUGCUGCACUCGAUCACGAACCUGCUGCACAACGUGACCGCGCUGAAUGAGAGUGUACGUCAAGCGCCGCUCGGCACCGAGUCACUCGACACGCUCCGCACCCUCGUGCAGGACACGCUGCAAGCUCUCCUCAGCAGCAACGCCGACAUCAGCUUUGCGCGCCUGUUCAAGCGCCUCGUCGAGAGCUCGGCUGACGACUCGCCCUCGCACACGGCGCCCGUGUACGCCGAGUUCCGAGCCAUUCUGACCGGCAUGCUGGACUCGUUCAAGAACAACGCCGAGGCGCUCGAGCUCACCACGCGCCUCAUCCAGGCGGACGGCUUCGAUCUCCUCGCCGAACAGGUCCGCCGCAGCCGCAAGGGCUGGGCUGCCAAGUACACAUGCGCCAUCUGCAAGCUCGAGCUGAGCGCAAUGCCGGGCGAGGUCAAGGUUACGGUCGACGGAAGCGUGCACGUUGCGUGCGAGAUGGCCGUGCUCGCCGAUGACGAGCUGAGCCCCGGCAUCGACGAGGCGCCGACGAGCGUGCUCCCCGGCGAACCGACGCUGGACAAGGGCAAGGCAAAGCUGGUCCCGGCCUGA